AUGGUCGCCAAGGACAAAACCGUCAUCAAGAACAAGAAGUCUAGCAAUGCCGCCGACGAGGUCCACUACCGCGGCGUCCGCAAGCGCCCCUGGGGCCGCUACGCCGCCGAGAUCCGCGACCCUGGAAAGAAAUCCCGCGUCUGGCUUGGCACCUUCGACACAGCCGAGGAAGCCGCUAAAGCAUACGAUGCCGCCGCCCGCAACUUCCGCGGCCCUAAAGCCAAAACCAACUUUCCCCCUCUCCCCGACACCACCACCACCACCAAUAACCUUAAACUUAACCUUAACAACAACAAUAACAACCUUAACUCCCACAAAAACAACGGUAGCAGCAGCAGCAGCCCCAGCCAGAGCAGCACCGUCGAGUCCGCCACCCCGGAGCGUGACGUCACGCGCCGCGCCGCUCCCGCCGUCAUCGACCGCUUUCCCUUCCUCCCGAUCCAGCAGCAGCUCCUCGUUACCCCGGUCACUCCCAUGCGCCCGGUUUUCCUCCUCGACCGGGCCCAUUACCUCACCCACCAAUUCCCCUUUCGGUUCGAACCGGCCCCGGUUCAGAGCGACUCCGACUCCUCAUCCGUCGUUGAUUGUCAACCCAAAAGAGAACUCAAUCUCGAUCUUAACUUGGCUCCGCCUAUGGAUUAUUAA
Messenger RNA from Sphenostylis stenocarpa, 645 nucleotides. NCBI's taxonomy places the organism in Eukaryota, Viridiplantae, Streptophyta, Magnoliopsida, Fabales, Fabaceae. The record is from the annotation of a GenBank genome assembly.